Molecule: messenger RNA, 7836 nt
Organism: Closterium sp. NIES-65
Lineage: Eukaryota; Viridiplantae; Streptophyta; Zygnematophyceae; Desmidiales; Closteriaceae
Source: the annotation of a GenBank genome assembly
AUGAUGGUCGUGAAGCCUGCCACGUCAUCAGAGCCUGCCACGUCAGCACUGCCUGCCACACCAGAAGUGCCUGCCACGUUGACAGUACAUGCCACGUCAGCAACGCAGACUGAGGAGGCGGCAAGAGCAGGUGCACGGCGAGCAGCAAGCGUGCAUUCGGACCAGGAGUGGGCGGCAGAUGAGGUGCGGAUGGCAAGCCGGGCGGCAAGUGAGAUACGGACGGCAAGAGUUAGUGGUGUGAGGGGAUGGUAUGAGGCGGAAGCAGCGGAAGCGGAAGAGGAGGCAUUAGAAACAGAGGCCGAGGAGGAGGAAGAGGAGUACUCAGAGGAAGAAGAGGAGGAAGAGGAGGAAGUUCGGGAGGAGGAGAGAGGGGAGGAGAUAGAGGAGGACGAGGCAUUGUUGGAGUUUGCUCGGCAGAUCUGCAGCCUGUCCGUGCAGCAGGUGGGUGGGUCUGCCAAGAGGGGAGCAGGUUACCCUUUCACUGCGCCAUCGCCAUCCCAAGCAGCCUCUGGGCGGCAGGGUGAGGGGCAGCGGCAGAUCUGCACCCUGUCCGUGCAGCAGGGGGGGUCGACCAGGAGCUACCCGCAGGUGCAGCAGCAGGUGGGUGGGUCUGCCAAGAGUUCUCCUUUUAUGGCGACCCACGCUGAUGGGGAUCGGGAGACUAGUGGGAGGGGGGUGGGAGCAGCCGGGGGUGGGGGGGAGAAGAGGGGGAGGGGAGGGAGGACAGGUGGAGGUGUGGGGAAGAAGGCGAGGGGAGGGAGAGAGGGUGAGGGCGAUGAUUGGCUGUUGGAGGAGAUUGAAGGGCUGCUGGGAGGGCGAGAGGGGGGGGGAACGCGGGCGAGAGAGAAGGAGGGAACAGGGGGAGAAAGGGGAGAGAAAGGGGCAAGAAAGGCAGGGGUGCGAGGGAUAGAGGGCGGAGAAGUAGCAGGAGGAGAAAGGAAGGGGGAUAAGGGGCGGAGGGAGGUUAGUGAGCUAAGCGAGGAGAUUGAGGGGAGGGGAGUGAAAGGAGGAAGAGGUGGUGGAAGGGGUAGCAGGGGGAGGGGAAGAGGGCGGAGUGGGGGGGAGGCAGGAGUUGGGGCAGAGGUGGAGGGUGGGGGAGAGAUGGGGGCUCAACAAUCAAGAGGAGGGAGGGGCAGAGGUAGAGGAAGGGGGAGGGCGACAACUUUUGGUGGUGAGGGAGAGGGAGGAGAGAGAGGGGAGGGUGGCAGAGAGGAGGGGCAAGAGGGCGGAAGGGGUAGGGGACGGGGGCGGGGAAGAGGGGGGAGAGGAACUGAGGGGAAGGGAGGGGGGAUGGAAGGGGCAAGGGGUAGGGGCAGGGGGAAGGGAGGGGGUGGGGAAGGCUUGGAGGGGGGUAAAGGAGGUAGAGGGGUUGUGGGUGUAGGGAAAAAAGGGGCGAAUAUGGGUGAAGGGAAAAAAGGGGAGAAUAUGGGUGUAGGGAAAAAAGGGGAGAAUAUGGGUGUAGGGAAAAAAGGGGAGAAUAUGGGUGUAGGCCGCCAGCGUCUGACUGCUGCUGCUGCUGCUGCGGAAGGAAGGGAAAGACGGGAAGGAGGGGAAAGGGGGGAAGGAGGGGAGGGGGGAGAAGGGGAAGAAGGGGGAGAAGGAGGGAGAGGAGGGGAAGGAGGGAGAGGAGGGGAAGGAGGGGAAGGAGAAUUGGAAGCAGUGGUGGUGGGAGGGUUUCAGUUGCCCCAGGCAGUGGUUACGGCUGGUUAUGGUGAUGGUGGUGGUGGUGAUGAGUGGAUGGGGGGUUGGGGUGAGGAUGAAGAGGGAAGAGAGUGGGGAGGAAUCGUGGCUAUGAGUGAUGCUGAUGUGGCAUUGCCGCAUGCUGAUAUGUCAUUGCCUCGUGCUGACGUGGCACAGCUGCGAGAGCUGCAGAAGCUUGCAGAGGCUCGGAGGCAGCUGGAACGGCAGCUGGGAGUUAUUGGAAGCUUCCUCCCACCUUCCUCCAGAAAGGUGGCAUCAGCAAUUGCGCCUCCUCCUGCUGCUGCUGAGUUGAGUCUAGUUCCUAUUGCUUCCACCCAUGCAUCUGCCUCUGCCUCUGUCUCUGCCUCUGCUGCUGAGUGGAGUCUAGUUCCCUUUGCUCCCACCCUUGCGCUUCCUGCUCCUGCUGCUGAGUCCAUCCAAGAGCCUUUCGCUUCUGCCUUAGCCUCCCCUGCUGCUGCUGCUGCUGCUGCUGCUGCUGCUCCUCCCGCUGCUGUUGCUCCUCCCGCUGCUGUUGCUCCUUUGGCUGCUGCUAUUGGAGAUGAGGCUGAUGCUGCUACCGGUGAUGGUGCAGCAGCACAAGCAUGUAUGGCGGUUGGGGGGGAGAAGCAAUUGCAAGGAGCGGCAGAUGGUACAGGGGCAGUAGUGGGGGCAGAGGUGGGGGUAGAGGAGGGGGCAGAGGAGACAGCAGAGGAGGAGGCAGGGGAGAGAGAAGCAUUGACAGCUCCACCUGAACUAGCUUUAGUAAUCUCGGGAGAAACGUUGGUGGUAACCGCAGCAGAAGAUUCGAUGGUAACCCCAGUGGUAGCAGGGGCGACAGCACUGGAAGCACCGCCACCAGCAGCGCCAGAGGGAGCACUGCCUGAACAAGCUAUGGUAACAUCAGGAGAAGCGAUGGUGGUAACCGCAGCUGAAGGGUCUGUGAUAACUCCUGGAAAAGUUUCGGUAACGGCAGGGAUGACAGCACCAGUGGAAGUGCAGUUACCAGCAGCGCCAGAGGGAGCACUGCCUGAGCAAGCUAUGGUAGUAUCAGGAGAAGCGCUCGUGGUAACCCGUGCUGCAGACGAUACGGUGAUAACCCCAGUAGCAGGAACAGCAGCACCAGUGGAAGCACAGCCACGAGCAGUGCCAAUGGGAGUAGCGCCUGAACAGCUGCCUGAACAAGCUAUGGUAAUAUCAGGAGAAGCGCUGGUGGUAACCGCUGCAGACGAUUCGGUGGUGACACCAGUGGUAGCAGGGGCGACAGCACUAGUGGAAGUGCCGGCAACGGCAGUGCCGGUGGGAGCACCACCUGAGCAAGCUCGUGCUCGUGCCAGCGAUAGUGCUAUGGUACUAUCAGGAGAAGCGCUCGUGGUAACCGCAGUAGCAGGGACAACAGCGCCGGUGGAAGUGCAGUUACCAGCAGCGCCAGUGGGAGUAGCGCCUGAGCAAGCUAUAAUACUAGCAGGAGAAGCGCUCGUGGUAACCGCAGGUGAAGGGUCAGUGGUGGUUCCAGCAGAAGAGUUGGUGGUAACCCCAGGAGAAGUGAUGGUGGUAACUCCAGCACAGGAAGGAGGCGCAGCGGCAGCAGCAGGAGCAGGGGAUGCUGUAUCAGUGCGGGGGGCGUUAGUGGCAACCCCAGGUGAAGGAUUGAUGGUAACCCCAGCAGCACUAGGGGCAGCAGUUGCAGAAGUGGGUGGGGAAGCCGCAUCAGGGGCGAUAGUGCCAGUCCCAGCUGAUGGGGUGGUGGUAACCCUAGUUGAAGGCUCAGUGGUAGUUCCAGAAGAAGACGUGGUGGUAACCCCAGGAGAAGGGGGAGCAGCUGCAGAAGUAGGUGGGGAAGCCGCAUCAGAGGGGAUACCACUGCUGCUGUGUGCACCACCUGGAGGAGAAGUUCCCAGUCAGGUGGAUGGUCAGGAGGCACCAGAUGUUCAGGAGAAAGGCCAGGAGAAAACAACAGAAGCUGGCCUGGGUGAACAGAGUGAUGGUGCAGCUGGAGGUUAUGGGACAGGUGGUUCUCAUAGUUCCGAGCCUACUUCCGAACCUCCUGCGGUCGCCGAACCUGCUACUGGUGAUGAAGCUCUGGCUGCGGCCACCGAACCUGCUGGCUUUCGUGCUGCAACUGCUUCAGAACCUCCUGCCGAUCCUUCCUUUCUCUCCUCUGCUGACGUGGCAGCAGUUAGAAUCGCUCUGCAGGCCAACCGUCGGUGCCAGCUGGCUCUUCACGAUUUGCUAGCGGCCGUGGAGGCUCGGGAGGGACAGGCUCGGGAGCUGCUUCGGCGCGUCAGAACCGUGGCUGGGUUCGAGACUCGGGCGAGGAAAGCUGCUAGAAGAGUGAUCGGAGGCUUGGGGGGAGGGGCAGGGUGGGGGAUAAGAGACGAAGCAGGAGCAGGAGAAGGAGCAGCAGCAGCAGGAGCAGCAGCAGUAGGAGCAGCAGGAGGGGGAGCAGGAGGAGCAGGAGGAGGAGGAGCAGGAGUAUGGGGUACGGCAGGGGGAGGGGGAGGCGAGGGGGGGGGUCGCAUCUACGGGGGGCAUGCAGCCGAGAUGCUUCUGGUGAACUGGGCCAAGCCGAGACAGAAGCGCGGGAGAAAACACAAGUACUCUUCUCUUGGAUUCGACCCGGAUCCCCAUGAUCGCAGCAACCUGGAAGCUUCCUCAAGGGAUAUGCCUGUGAAUGAGGACCAAGGGGUGUUUGAGCGGUUGAGAGGGGUGAUGCCGCUGGUGUUUCGCGGGAGGAAGUGGGGGAAGGGCGAGGUGGGUGCGUUGAGGGAGGGGGUGGAGCAGCAGGUGGUGCAGGGGAUGAUUGAGGAGGCCGUGAAAGAACGACCGGAAAUUACCCUGGAUAGUCAAUGGGAGGGGGUGGAGCAGCAGGUGGUGCAGGGGUUGAUUGAAGAGGCCGUGAAAGAACGUCCAGAGAUCACUCUGGAUAGGUCUCUACUCCAGCGAACCAUAGCAGAGAUCAAAUCGCGCCAGCUCGCACCAGAGGCCAUGCAUGCUGCCGUGGCACGAGUUGAUUGGUCGACAGUAGCAGCUGCGUUUGUGAAUCCGGCCAAUAGGAGCCUUGGAAGGGGGGUGCACCUCAGGCGUACUGCACUCGAGUGCAAAUUGAGGUGGUUGAAUGUGGACGACCCGAGCAUAACGUGGGGCGAGUGGAGCGAGAGGGAGGAGGAGAUUCUGAAGGAGGUGGCGGAGAGCAGAGGGCUGUGUGGGUGGGAGGGGAUUGCAGAGGAGGUAAACCGGAGAGUGAGGGAGGAGGAGGAGGGAGAGGACGUGGAGUGGGAGGAGGGAGGAGAGGGUGUGGGAAGGGAGAAUGAUGGGGAGAGAAGGGCGGGUGGACAAGGGGUAGGAAGGCAGAGAGGAGGGGGAGGAGGAGGGAGAGGAGUAGGGGAAGGGAAGGGGAGUGAGAAGGGGGGGAAGAGGAGGAGGAGGACUGCGCUACAGUGUCUGAUGGGGUACCAGAAGUGGUGGAACCCCCACGUGGCGCGACGCCAUUGGUCGGCAGAAGAGGACAGACAGCUGGCGGCGGCAGUGAGGCGGCACGGCGAGGUGAACUGGGCGGCAGUGGCGCUGGCGGUGGAGGGGCGGAGCGGCAGAGAGUGCUUGCAGCGCUGGCAGCAUCAUCUGCGCCACGUCAGCAGAGCAGCGUGGACCCCCGAGGAGAACGACAGGCUGCGAUUGGCUGUGGGAGUCUUCGGCACGCCCCAUUGGAGGAGAAUCGCAGCCCUGGUGCCGAACCGCACCGAGGUGCAGGUUCGGGAGCGCUGGUGCAACGUGCUCGACCCGAACCUGAGGUUCGGGCCGUGGUCUGGCGAGGAGGUUCGGCGGCUGGAGGAGGCUGUGGGGAGGUUCGGCGUGGGGAAUUGGACGAAUGUGGCUGUUGCUUGCUGGCCCAGAACGGACUGCCAGUGCAAGAGGCAGUGGCUCAAGAUGCAUCGAAAAGGAGAGAGGCAGAAGAGACGGAGGCUAGGAGAUGCAGCAGAGGAGGCAGAUGGAUCGCUGCAUGGUGUGGCGGCAACAGGGGGAGCCACACCAGCAAGUGCAGUCACACCAACAAGUGCAGUCACACCAGCACAUGCAGCAACGGCACCGCCACAUUUAGUCCCCACGCAACCACCAAAUGCAGCAGAGGAGGCAGAUGGAGCGCUGAGUGGUGUGGCGGCAGCAGGGGGGGUCACGCCUGCACAUGCAAUAGCAUCUCCUCAUGCAGUCACAGCAUCAAUUGCAGGAACGGCACCACCGGAUAUAGUCACACCACCACCGCAUAUAGUCACACCACCAGCGAUUAUAUUCACACCACCAUCAAAUAUAAAUGCAGGAGCAAGUGGUAGUAUUGGUGGUGCUUCUGCUUCUGUUACUGCUGGUGGCAGUGCAGGUGCAGAAGGAAUUGACGGAUUGCUGUUACCAGCACCAACGCAGGUCGCAGCAACCGUGUCAGGAGCACCAACAGCACCAAUAGCACCACCACCAGUACCCACAGCACUACAGUCAGCACCCACAACGCCACUUUCAGCACCAGUAGCAAGAACAGCGCCGCCGAUUGCAUCGGGUGCUUCUCCUGCAGCUUCUGCUGCCCCCGCUCCUGCCAGUUUACCUGCUUCUCCUACGAACCCUGCCCCUGCUCCUGCUGCUCCGUCCCUCUCUGCUACUCUUACUAAUCCCCUCUCUGCUCCUUACUCCCCUGCUCGCUCUGACCCUCCCCCUGCUCCUGCCCCCUUUGCUUCUGCUGCUCCUCCUGCUCCCCCUGCUCCCCCUGCUCCCCUUGCUCCCCUUGCUCCUGCUCCCCAUGCUACUGCUCCCCCUGCUCCUGGCCCCCCUGCUCCAACCCCCUCUGCUACUGCUGCGUCUCUCCCGUCCCCCUCUUCCCCACCUCCCCCUCCUCCCCCUCCUCUCCCUCCUCCCCCUCGACGUCGAUUCCUGAGAGCACCGGGGGAUUCCAGGGGGAGGGGGAAGAAGAGUAAAGGGGGAAAGGCGGAAGGGGGGAAGGCCAAGAGGAACAAAGCCGGGGCAGAGGGGGGAAAUGGGGAGGAUAUGGUGGAGAAGGGGAAGGGGGAAGGGCAAGAGGAGGGAUCAGUGACAGGUGAUGUGGAGGAGGAGGGAAUAAAUGUGUCACAGAGGCUAUUGAAUCGGGUGGAAGAAGGAGAGGAGCAAGAGGAGAGAGGGAGACAGGAAGGAGGGGAGGAGCAAGAGGAGAGAGGAGAGGAUGAAGAGGGCAGGAGUGGGCUGGGAGAUCUGAAUGGGGGAUUCAGGGGUGGAGGAGGAGGAGGAGGAGGAGGAGGAGGAGGAGGAGGAGGAGGAGGAGGAGGAGGAGGAGGAGGAGGAGGAGGAGGAGGAGGAGGAGGAGGAGGAGGAGGAGGAGGAGGAGGAGGAGCUGAGCGAAGGCAGGAGGGAGAAGAGCAAGGGGGGCAGGGAAUUGAAGCCUGGGUGAGGAAGGCUCGGAGCAGUAAACCGGUGCGCCGAUCUAGAUUCAGUAGAGGAGGCUUGGGAGUGGCUGGGGGCAGGAGAGGUUCGCAUGCAAAUGGUUUGGAUGGCUCUGAUAUAGGCAACAGUGCGGUUGGGUGCGGUGCAGAUGGUGUUAGCAACGGUUAUGCUGGUGCUGGUGCUGUUGCUGAAUCUUCUGCAGUGGCUAAUGCAUCACUUGUAUCGGAAUGGCUGAGAAAGAGGCGGGCAGACCAGGAAGAAAAUAUCUCCAUGGGGUCGAGAAAGAGACGGGCAGCUCGAGAUGAGAAUGUUUUGAAACACCAGGAGAAGACAAGAGGGGCAGCAGAACGGGCACCUGAAGAGAAUGGAGGGUUGGGGAGGAGGCUGGGUGAGUCUGAGAUAGGUGGAAAGAGUGGGAGAGGGAGGGGGAAGGGGAGGGGGAGAGGGGGGAGGAGGGGAGGGAUGAUGGGAGAGAGUGAGGGGGUUUGCAUGGAGGGUGGUGCUGGGGAAGGGGGAACGGCAGGAGGAGAGGAAAUGAGAGGAGCAGAGGAGCUUGGGGAGGGAAAGAGGGGAAGGGGGGGGAAGGGAAGAGGUGGAAAGGCAGGAGGGAAGGAGGGGAAUGCAGGGGGGAGAAGAGGGUUGGGAAGGGGAAGCGAGGGGAGAGGGAGGGGUGGAGGGAGAGGGAAGGGGAGGCAACCGGUUGGGGUUUCUGGUGGUGGGGUGGGUGGAAAAGAUGGGUAG